This is a messenger RNA of Carlito syrichta (Philippine tarsier), 736 nucleotides long. RefSeq names its product olfactory receptor 52D1-like. The transcript has a single exon. The annotation marks the transcript as partial. Gene Ontology annotation, molecular function: olfactory receptor activity. The record is from RefSeq and is a predicted model, not a curated record. Gene Ontology annotation, biological process: G protein-coupled receptor signaling pathway. NCBI's taxonomy places the organism in Eukaryota, Metazoa, Chordata, Mammalia, Primates, Tarsiidae. Gene Ontology annotation, cellular component: membrane.
UCUUCAAUUCUCUGCAUCAUUAUGCUCUCUGCACCUGUCUCCAUUGACACUGCCCCCCCAUCCUUCCAUGUUUAUUCUGCUUGGAAUUCCUGGGAUGCAAGACCAGCACAUUUGGAUUGCCAUCCCCUUCUGCUCUAUGUAUAUCGUUGCUCUGGUGGGCAGUGGAACUAUCCUCUACAUCAUCAUGACAGACAAAGCUCUGCAUAAGCCAAUGUACCUUUUCCUGUGCUUACUCUCUGUCACUGACCUGGUACUCUGUUCAACUACAUUGCCCCAAAUGCUAACAGUCUUCUGGCCGAGGUCUCACAUAAUUUCUUAUCAUGGCUGUCUUACUCAGAUGUUUUUUGUUCAUGCUGUCUUUGCCACAGAGUCAGCUAUUCUGCUGGCCAUGGCUUUUGACUGCUAUGUGACUAUCUGCUGUCCUCUUCAUUACACAUCCAUCCUCAGUGCCACCAUGAUUGGGAAAAUUGGACUGGCCUGUGUGAUUCGUGGUCUUUUCUUUGUUUUCCCCUUUGUCAUCCUCAUUGAACGCUUACCCUUCUGUGGACAUCACAUAAUCCCUCACAUUUACUGUGAGCACAUGGGCAUAGCCAAGCUGGCUUGUGCUAGCAUCAAGCCCAGUAGUAUUUAUGGUCUCAUGGUGACAAUUUCAAUCACUGGCAUGGUUGUGGUCCUCAUUGCCACUUCCUACUUUCUGAUCCUGCAGGCUGUGUUGUGCCUUUCUUCCAAAGAUGCC